Mugil cephalus (flathead mullet) is the source of this 1699-nucleotide messenger RNA. RefSeq names its product gamma-interferon-inducible lysosomal thiol reductase (gene ifi30b). Gene Ontology annotation, molecular function: oxidoreductase activity, acting on a sulfur group of donors, disulfide as acceptor. Bases 111 to 887 code for a protein of 258 amino acids. Lineage: Eukaryota; Metazoa; Chordata; Actinopteri; Mugiliformes; Mugilidae. The record is from RefSeq and is a predicted model, not a curated record. The transcript is spliced from 8 exons. Gene Ontology annotation, cellular component: lysosome.
CACACCUGGCGUUAAUCAGCUGAUGAAAGGCGGCUCCGAGGAGGAGCUGCUUCUCUUCUCCCUGUCCUUUCCUCUCCAGUGCUGAGUGGACCUGUGUGCUGACACCAACCAUGAAGCUAUAUGGUCUGCUGGUUGUGUUUUUAAUCAUCUGUGUUGCCCCUAAAGCUUUGGAGACGUCUCAUCCUAAACCGAGCUGUCACUACCCUCCAUCUCAGUGGUGUCGAUCCCUGGAAAUAGCUAUACAAUGUAAGGUUCAGAAACAGUGCAUGGAGGUCAGCGCUACCAGGCCACAGCAGGCGGUUCCUCCAGUAUCUGUCACUCUGUACUAUGAGAGUCUGUGUCCGGCCUGCAGGAUCUUCAUCACCCAGCAGCUGUUUCCUACCUGGACCAUGUUGCAGGACAUCAUGGCUGUUACGCUGGUGCCAUACGGGAACGCUAUGGAGGUUCCAACAGCAAAUUCCCCCUUCACAUGUCAGCACGGAGAGCCUGAAUGCACAGGAAACAUGAUUGAGGCCUGUAUCAUCCAUUUAACGGGACACUCGACCGCAUUUCACAUCAUCUACUGCAUGGAGUCUUCUUCAGAUGUCCUCAAUGCUUCAAAGCCUUGUCUCCAGCUGUACGCUCCCUCUGUCUCCUGGUCCAGCGUUGACUCCUGUGUGAAGGGAAGUCUGGGACGCCAGCUGAUGCACGCCAACGCCAUCAUGACCAGAGCUCUGUACCCAGCACAUACACACGUCCCUUGGGUUACCUUCAACGGGGAAUACACAGAUGAAAAUGAAGACAGGGCAAUGUCCUCCCUUUUCCGUUUGGUUUGUGAGCUCUACAAGGGGGUGAAGCCUCCAGCCUGCACUGGAGCGCUGGUCCAACUGGACAGGAGCUUCUGCUGAAAACUACAAAAUGGAAACGCAUAAGUUUGCACGACACAGAGGUUGAGAGAAUGAGACAGCAUGAACUUUAAUGGAGGCAGUAUCAGCGCAACACAAAGGAGAGAAAGCAGGACCCUCCUGCUCGUCAGCACAUUUAACACUGUAUGGCACUGGUGUCGCCCUGAAAAGAGCCACGGUGCUGGAUUUAACAUGCUGACAGAAUUUAAAAAAAAAAAAAAAAAAGUGAUUGUUGGUGCAUCUAAAGUCGAGCUUAUGAAAAGUCGAACAUAUAUUUCAUAUCACAAUUAAAAUGAACCCAACGGGAUGAAUUUGUCCUACCCUACCCAGUGAUUCAAUUUACUCCACAUUAACGUAAGAACAGCAUAAAGAUUAAAAAUCAGAAAUGUACAGAAUGUCUUUAAAAUGUUGGAUGUUGGUGCUUUUAAUAUUUAUUCUACAUGUUAUUCAUACAUUUAUAUUGGACAGAUACGGCAAAAUGCAUAAAGCUGUCUGAAUUACUGCACCUACACAAUAAAAAUUCUCCAGUUUUACAGUGAUUUAGGUCGACUAAAAAUUUCAACUGCAGAUAAAUAGUUAAUGACACUUGGUGCGUCUGAAGGUCGACAAAAGGCUACAGCACCACAGAGCAUCUCUUAAAAAAGAUUAAAGGUGCGAAUCUCUGCUAAGCUGCAAUCUUUCAAAAAUGAAAGUGUUUCAUGUAAACACAAAGUGUAUUUUUAGUAUUUCUACUGUACUUCUGGAGCUUUAACAGUAGUAAAACAAUGAAACUAUUAUAAUUUUGCAUUCAAUAUUAAAGUAUCCCUUUAUGAAAA